GGCCCAAAUCUCGGUCCACUUUUCAACAGUUGCCAACCAUCUGCCCAGCGAGUCAGGUCGUCUCUCGUGUUUCCUCUCAACGACCUCAUCUCUUCCGGACUUUUGUGUGUUUUCUCUUCUCUCACAACCAAGAAAAGAUUUUUGCGGAUUUUUCCGGUUUUUACAUUUCGUGAAAGUUUCGACCAAUGAAGUCCUCACCAGUCGACAUGGAUCUCCGUCUCAGCCAAAAGAGCUCCAACUCAACUCCGUCCAGCCGGAUCCUGUACGAUAUUCCGUGCAGAGUGUGCCAGGAUCAUUCCUCUGGCAAACAUUACGGCAUCUUUGCUUGCGAUGGAUGCGCCGGAUUCUUCAAGCGUUCCAUUCGCCGGAAUCGCCAGUACGUUUGCAAGGCCAAGAGUGAGGGGGCCUGUUUGGUUGAUAAGACCCACCGCAACCAAUGCCGGGCCUGCCGACUCCGCAAAUGCGUUGAAGUUGGAAUGAACAAAGAUGCCGUUCAACACGAACGCGGACCAAGGAACUCGACUCUGCGCCGCCAAAUGUCCAUGUUCUACUCGAUGAAAGGAUCGACUUCGUCGUCGCCGGAAAACAACAACGGAUCGGCCGACGCCGACAGUCCGCCACCGUCGACCGGUCGGGCUAGCCCGUUGAUGCCGUCGGGAAUGACUACGCCCCCGUCGUCGUCCACUUCGAUCCCCAUGUUCCGUCCGCAGCAAAUGGGCGCCUUUUCGCCACCGGCCACUUCGACGCCGACCAGCAACACGGUCCUCAGCGUCUCAUCUUCACCUCCGUCCAGUUUGCUCAACUGCCCAACGGCCGACCACCACCACCACCACCUGUCCCAUCACUUGACCCUGGCCGAAAGGAUGUCCAUGUCCCUGUUGUCUCAUCACGCAGCCCGGCCCAUGAACCUCUUGUGCGCUCCUCAGCCCAAGUAUCCACAUGAAAUGUUCAACGCCGUUCCGGCCGCUGCCGCCGCCGCCAUGAUGCCGUGGAACUUUAGUCCCGAAACCAUUUGCGAAUCAGCUGCCCGUUUGCUUUUCAUGAACGUGCGAUGGGCCAAGAGCGUGCCAGCUUUCACGACCCUGCCAUCCCGCGACCAAAUCAUCUUGUUGGAGGAGAGCUGGAGGGAACUGUUUGUCCUGGGCGCCGCUCAAUUCACGCUGCCCAUCGAAGCUGGCACGUUGAUGACGGCGCUAGGCCUCAGCAGCUCACCUUUCGGUCUGAGUGGCAUGCCCUGCCCGCCCACAAUGCCGGCCGUCAGCACCGAGCGCCAGUUAGGCCUCCUCAGCGAAAUCAAGGCCUUCCAGGAAACGGUGGCCAAGUUCAAACAAAUGAACGUCGACGCCACCGAAUACGCUUGUCUCCGCGCCGUCAUUCUCUUCAAAACCUCUGCUGGAUUACGAGAUAUUCCAUCCGCCGUCAAUUUGCAAGACCAGGCCCAGUUGACGCUGAGCCGUUACGUUUCGACGGCCUACCCGAACCAGCCGCUCCGCUUCGGCCGUCUUUUGCUCCUCCUGCCCGCUCUGCGCACCAUCGCUCCUUCGACGAUCGAAGAAUUGUUUUUCCGCAAGACGAUCGGCAACAUCCCCAUCGAGCGCAUCAUCAGCGACAUGUACAAGUCUGGUGAUUUGUAAAACAGAAAAAUGCCUUUAAAAACAUUGUGUUUCACCUAAUAAUUAACCGUUUAUGUAAUUUACCCUGCCAUGUUGUACAAACUUGUACAAAGAAAUUUAAAUUUAAAAAAAUCAGGAAAUCAGAGAAAACCGUUUUUGAUAUUUUUGUCAUUUGCUCAGAAAUAGCGUCCAGCAUUUUUUUUUGGGGUCCCAUUUGCCAGUUGUGUGUAUUUGAUUGUUUCAUUUCAAACUCUCUUCAAUACAAGUUAUUCCCAUUU
Molecule: messenger RNA, 1891 nt
Organism: Daphnia pulex (common water flea)
Lineage: Eukaryota; Metazoa; Arthropoda; Branchiopoda; Diplostraca; Daphniidae
Gene: tll
Product: nuclear receptor subfamily 2 group E member 1-like
Exons: 6
Coding region: 186-1634 (482 amino acids)
Biological process (GO): anatomical structure development; cell differentiation; positive regulation of transcription by RNA polymerase II
Molecular function (GO): RNA polymerase II cis-regulatory region sequence-specific DNA binding; nuclear receptor activity; zinc ion binding
Source: RefSeq, a predicted model, not a curated record